This is a messenger RNA of Prunus persica (peach), 2107 nucleotides long. RefSeq names its product endoglucanase 9. The coding region runs from base 202 to 2019 and encodes 605 amino acids. The transcript has 2 exons. Lineage: Eukaryota; Viridiplantae; Streptophyta; Magnoliopsida; Rosales; Rosaceae. Gene Ontology annotation, biological process: carbohydrate metabolic process. The record is from RefSeq and is a predicted model, not a curated record. Gene Ontology annotation, molecular function: hydrolase activity, hydrolyzing O-glycosyl compounds.
ACAAAGCAAUUUGGAUGCCUAAUUGUAAUUGCAAACAUGCACCACCAAAUCAAAUUGAAAGAGUGAGUGAGUCAGUAAUUAGAGUAAAGAGGGAAACAGCAAUCUGUUUUAACGCUGGCAGACACACAGAUAGAUAGCUACAAAAUAUAUAAUAAAUCAGAGCAAGCAGCAGUAACUCAGUCUCAGAGGAAGGAAGGAAGGAUGAGGAAAGAUGAUAAAUGGGGUGGUGCUCCGGUGGAGAUAGAGGCAGAGCCAGCGACGACGUCGGAUGAGGUGAAGCAAGGUUGGCUGUUGAAGCCAGAAAAUAAAGAAAAUGGUGGUCACGACCAUGAGAGGAAUAUUGAUGGGAAAAAGAAGAAGAGGAGGAUGAUGAGCAAGAUUUUGGGGAGCUUGGUGAGCAUAAGGAGCCUAGUGGUGGUUGGGGUUGCCAUUCUGGUGGCCUUGAUCAUUGUCCUAGUUAAGAUUGCUCAACGCAACCACCAUCAUCUGAACUCUUCAUCACCUCACAACUAUACCACCGCCCUUCACCAAGCGCUCCUCUUUUUCAACGCCCAACGCUCUGGAAAACUGCCAAAGGACAACAAUGUUUCAUGGAGAGGUGAUUCCUGCUUGACUGAUGGCAACUCUAACACCAAAACUCUGGUUGGUGGAUAUUACGACGCUGGAGACGCAAGCAAGUUGAGCUUCCCUGCAUCUUUUGCCAUGACCAUGUUGAGCUGGAGUGUGAUCGAAUACAGUGCAAAAUAUGAAGCACUAGGAGAGCUAGACCAUGUCAAGGGCAUCAUCAAGUGGGGCACAGAUUACCUUCUCAACACCUUCAAUUCCUCUGCUCAUUCCAUUGCCAAUGUUGUUGCAGAUGUUAGGGGAGGAGAUCAUGAUGCUUACUCUCACGACUGUUGGAUACGUCCUGAAGAUAUUGACCAUCAAAGAACUGGACAAGAGUGUUAUAACUGCCCAGCCCUCGCUGCAGAAAUGGCUUCUGCUUUAGCUUCUGCAUCCAUUGUUUUCAAAGAUAACAUUAAGUACUCACAGAAACUUGUUCAUGGUGCUGAUUUACUCUUUAAAUUUGCUACCAAACAGCAAGGUGCAAAGUAUGCGGACGGUGCAGACCCGUCGUCCCCUCUCUACAAUUCUACUGGUUUCUGGGAUGAAUUUCUGUGGGGGGGAUCGUGGUUGUAUCUUGCAACAGGGAAUUUAUCCUAUCUUCAACUUGUUACUAACCCUGACUUGGUUGGGCAUGAAAGGGCUUUGUGGACCGACUCUGAUAAUAGGGUACUUAGCUGGGACAACAAGCAUGCUGGUGCUUUUUUGCUUCUAAGCCGACUGAGAUUGUUCCUGAGUUACGGCUACCCCUACGAAGAGAUGUUGAAAAAAUUUCACAGCCAGACUGAAGAAACAAUGUGCUCCUACCUUCCUGUUUUCUCAAGCUUCAGAAGAACAAAAGGAGGGCUGAUUCAGUUGAACCAUGGAAGGCCAAAACCUCUUCAGUAUGUAGUCUAUGCAGCAUUUUUGGCUCAACUAUAUAGUGACUACAUUGACGCUAUUUCUGCUCCUGGAUGGUAUUGUGGACCCACAUUCUACUCCAAUGUAGAACUGCGCAGGUUUGCCAGGACCCAAAUUGAUUACAUUCUUGGCAAAAAUCCUCGGGGUAUAAGCUAUGUUGUAGGCUUCAGUGAACAUUUUCCACAGCAUGUGCACCAUAGAGGGGCAUCCAUUCCCCACAAUAAGAUCAAGUAUGGUUGUAAAGGAGGAUUGAAAUGGAAAAACAGUCGGACACCGAAUCCAAAUACAAUUGUCGGGGCCAUGGUUGCUGGUCCUGAUAAGCAUGACAAUUUCCAGGAUGUCCGUUUCAAUUACAACUACACUGAGCCGAGCCUUGUAGGAAAUGCAGGUCUUGUUGCUGCACUUGUGGCACUAUCCAGUGGAACCCCUGCUGGUAUUGACAGAAACUCAAUGUUCUAUGCAGUUCCUCCCCUGACUUCACCCCCACCACCUCCUCCAUCACCUUGGAUACCCUGAGAUGUUUUAGUAACAUUCAUCUCGUGACUAUGUCGUCAAAUAUUCUUUUUUCCUAUUUUUUCUUUUAAAAACCAAAAACAAAAUUGAA